AUGUCUUCUAGUGCCAUCAUGUCCUCUCGUGUCAGUGAAUUCAAAAUGAUUGUUUUUGACAAAGACGGGACACUGGGAAAUGACAAAGGUACACACAAACGAUGGGUUCAACACAUGACACGGCAUUUAGAAAUGGAGCUUGAUUCAUUGUGCACGAUGCCAUCAUCGUCUGACGUCGCACAGCUGUCCAAAGAGGACAUUCCUACUUUGAUUGAAUCCUUCCAUGCGGCACUUGGAUUCCGUUCGACGACUUCAAAAGGUGAUGGCGGCGGGAUUCUGCUGCCGUCCGCACCUGUGACAUCUGGUACAUGGGCAUCGAUUUUGACAAUUUGUGCCCAUCAACUUCAGUCCAUGGGGGUCCAAGAUGCCUCCCAAAAAGUAAGGCAGUGGCACAACUCUAUAAAAGGAGCGUUGCAUGCGCAAGACCGACCUCUGAUUGAUGAUUUACCAUCACUCAUGGUCAAACUAAAGAAAACUUAUGGAUUCCACAUAGCCAUUUGUACCUCUGACGAUCGAUCAUCCACGGAUAUUUGCGUGGAGAACUGGAACUUGACCGACGUUAUUGAUUAUUCGAUCUGUGGAGAUGAAGUUUCGAAUGGGAAGCCGAGCGGCGAUCCUUUACUAGCACUAUGCAAUCAAGCUGCAAUGCAGCCUUUUGAAUGCAUUGUCGUCGGUGAUACAACGUCGGAUACGGGCAUGGCAAAAAACGCGGGUGCUGGAUUGAUGAUCGGAGUAUUAUCAGGGAGUGGGACGAAGCAACAGCUACUGGCCUCUGGUGCGAUUGUCGCAUUGGAAGAUGUUGGACGAAUACCGGAGUACCUCGAGUCUCAAGUAUAUACUCAACAAGUAACUACAAUUGGUCACUGCGCUGCGACAAAUUUUGAUUGA
Cylindrotheca closterium is the source of this 888-nucleotide messenger RNA. Lineage: Eukaryota; Bacillariophyta; Bacillariophyceae; Bacillariales; Bacillariaceae. The record is from the annotation of a GenBank genome assembly.